AUGCAAAAAUCACAUCACCUUGUAUCUAUAAAUAAAGGAUAUACUCCACUUCUUCUUGCAACAUCUACUCAUAAACUUGAAGUUGUUAAAUAUCUUAUCUCUGUUGGAGCUAAUAAAGAAGCAAAGACUAAUUAUGAAUCUACUCCACUCGUUAUUGCAUCAGCUAAUGGUAAUCUUGACAUUGUUAAAUAUCUUAUCUCAGUUGGAGCUAAUAAAGAAGCAAAGAAUAAACCUGGAUAUACACCACUCAUUUAUGCAUCAAUUAAUGGUCGUCUUGAAGUUGUUAAAUAUCUUAUCUCAGUUGGAGCUAAUAAAGAAGCAAAAGAAAAUAAUGGAUAUACACCACUCAUUUCUGCAUCACAUUAUGGUCAUCUUAGCGUUGUUCAAUACCUUAUCUCAGUUGGAGCUAAUAAAGAAGCAAAGGAUAAUUAUGGACAAACUCCACUCAUUCACGCAUCAAGAGAAGAUAGUCUUGAAGUUGUUAUAUAUCUCAUCUCAGUCGAAGCAAAGAGUAAUGAUGUAAAAACUGCAAUGAUGGUUGCAAAAGAUAAAGUAAGAGAUUACUUAAAAACUAUUUAUGCCAAUUAG
Molecule: messenger RNA, 588 nt
Organism: Trichomonas vaginalis G3
Lineage: Eukaryota; Parabasalia; Trichomonadida; Trichomonadidae
Product: ankyrin repeat protein family
Exons: 1
Coding region: 1-588 (195 amino acids)
Molecular function (GO): protein binding
Source: RefSeq, a predicted model, not a curated record